AGCGUGUAAUCUGUGUGGAUGUGGAUGCGGCAGCAGCCCCCUCCCUGAUAAGGGGCCCUGGGCUGCGCCUCUUUGGUCGGUUGGUGCAUCUGUUGGCAGCAUGGCGCCUCAUUCGCACUCCCGUUUGCCGUCGUUACUCUUAUUUCUGCAGAUAACGUUCAUUCUCAUCUAUGCUUUUUACACGGAUAUAAAAAUCAACUUCAGGGCCGCUGAGAUCAACUUCAGUGGCUCUUAUUCGGAGUUCCAGGAUGUGAACUUGGUGGUCAUAUUCGGUUUUGGGUUCCUGGGCACUUUUCUGGUGCGGUACGGGUUCAGCAGCUGUGGGUUCAACCUUCUUGUGGCAGCCUUGGUGACACAGUGGGCGAUCAUUCUCAACGGCUUUGAGUCAUGGUACCACAUAGGAACCAUCAGGCUCGACCUGAGAAGUGUGGUCGUGGCUGAGAUGUGCACAGCUUCUGCUCUCAUCUCAAUGGGGGCCGUGCUGGGCAAGACAAACCCGCUCCAACUGGUCCUCAUCGCCCUGCUGGAGGUUUCUGCAUUUGUUCUGAACCGGUGGCUGGUCCAGACUCUGCUAAAGGUCCGUCCCUUGAACAGCAUCAUGCUGCUUCAUGUAUUCGGGUCCUCCUUUGGCCUCAUGCUGUCACGUGUCCUCCAUCAAGAAGCAUCAGAAGAACAGUUUGAGAAAGAGAAGUCUGACCGUACAGCAGGACUCUUCUCCAUGAUGGGCUCUGUGUUUCUCUGGAUGUUUUGGCCCAGUUUUAACUCCAUCCUGGUGGACGGUUCGAGUCCCGGGAGGAAGCUGGGUGCAGCGUGCAGCACCUACUUGUCGCUGGCUGUCAGCGCCCUCACAGCAGCUGCUACCUCAGUGCUCUGCAGCCCCAAAGGAAAACUCCACCCGGGCCACAUGCAGACGUGCAUCCUCGCUGGUGGCGUCGCCAUCGGCGUCUCCAUGGCAGCAGUUCGUCAGCCGUGGGAAGCUAUGACGGUGGGAUUCCUCGCUGCUGUUGUGUCAGCCGUCGGAUUCCGAUACCUCCAGGUGCACAUGCUGCGUGCACUUCAGUGCCGUGACACCUGUGACGUUCUGAGCGCUCAUGGCCUCCCUGGUCUACUGGGAUGGCUGGUCCUUCUCAUCCUGCAGAUUAAAGACUCCGACGAUCACACCACGGCGGCCCGGUUUGCCGUGUUCCACAUCUGUACCCUCUUCAUCACCCUCAGUCUUAGUCUGUCCACGGGAAUCCUGACAGGGAUCCUCCUCAAAUGGAAUUUCUGGAAGCCGCCACAAGGAAAAAAAUGUUUUGACGAUCAGGCUUUCUGGGUAUUUCCACAUCUGGCAAAGGGGAACUAAGAAGAUGGAAAAAAGAAAGUGUGAUUCUGGAGAUACACGUCAUUCUGUAUACUUACAAAAAAAAAAAAAAAACACUUUUCAUUAACAGUUUUUCAGUUUUAUGUAUAUGCAACAAACAAAAAGUGUUUUUAUGUGCAUAUGACUGAACUAUAAAACGGAUUUGAACUAUGAGAGUCACUUCUUGUUUAGUAUAUUUUUUUAAUGCUGUGGUUUGUUAGAAAUGACCUCAGAGUCUGAAUAUUACACAAGGAAAUGUUUGCAGUCACAUACAGAACAUAUCUCAUAAUUUAAAAAUAAUGAAUGUUUCCCAUUGCACGAAUGGAAAACAUUCAUCAUUUGUUUUAUAAGACACCUAAAUAGAUGACAGUCAAUGCAAAGUCAACGUGCUACAGAUAGCUUCCUCAUACCGUGGACUUUUUUUUCUGUUUUACAAAAAGGUAGUGAGUCAUUCAAUGGAGCAAAACAUAUGGAGCAAAACUGCACAGAAAAUGAUGUACGAGGUCUAUUAGAAAAGUAUCCGACCUUAUUAUUUUUUCAAAAACCAUAUGGAUUUGAAUCACGUGUGAUUACAUCAGACAUGCUUGAACCCUCGAGGGCAUGCAAGACUUUUUUCA
This is a messenger RNA of Thalassophryne amazonica, 1959 nucleotides long. It is a transcript of the gene rhd, whose product is annotated as Rh blood group, D antigen. Gene Ontology annotation, cellular component: plasma membrane. The record is from RefSeq and is a predicted model, not a curated record. Lineage: Eukaryota; Metazoa; Chordata; Actinopteri; Batrachoidiformes; Batrachoididae. The transcript is spliced from 10 exons. Gene Ontology annotation, molecular function: ammonium channel activity. The coding region runs from base 101 to 1345 and encodes 414 amino acids. Gene Ontology annotation, biological process: ammonium transmembrane transport; ammonium homeostasis.